ACGCCUGUGAUUGUUUUACUUUGAAAACAGCCACCGGAUGUUGCACUGUUGAUUAGCAUUAGUUGUUGCUAAACACUUGUCCCAAGAAGGAAGCUGUAAUAUUUUGACAGGUUACAGCCAAGAUAAAGCACAUGCGAGUAUGAGCGUGCCAGACUACAUGCAGUGUGCCGAGGACCACCAGACGGUCUUAGUGGUGGUCCAGCCGGUCGGCAUCGUACCCGAGGAGCAGUUCUUCAAGAUCUACAAGCGAAUCGCCAGCGUGAGCCAGGUGAGCAUCAGGGACUCGCAGCGCCUCCUCUACAUCCGCUACCGCCACCACUACCUGCCCGAAAACAACGAGUGGGGAGAUUUCCAGACGCACCGCAAGGUGGUGGGCCUCAUCUCCAUCACCACCUGCGCCUCCAACAAAGAGUGGCCCCAGACCGCCGAGCGCUUCCACGGCCAGAAGGAGGUCUACAGCUCCACGCUGUACGAUUCCCGCCUGCUGGUGUUCGGGCUGCAGGGAGACAUCGCGGAGCAGCAGCGGACGGACGUGGCCUUCUACCCCGACUUUGAGGACUGCCCCGAUGUGGAGAAGCGCGUGGAUGACUUUGUGGAGUCCAUUUUUAUUGUCCUGGAGUCCAAGCGGCUCGACCGGGCCACCGACAAGUCUGGUGACAAGCUCCCUCUGCUGUGUGUGCCCUUUGAGAAGAAGGACUUUGUGGGUUUGGACACGGAUAGCAGGCAUUAUAAAAAGCGUUGCCAGGGGCGGAUGAGGAAGCACGUCGGGGACUUGUGUCUCCAGGCGGGCAUGCUGCAGGACGCCCUGGUCCACUAUCACAUGGCUGUGGAGCUGCUCAGGGGUGUGAACGACUUCCUCUGGCUGGGCGCCGCUCUGGAGGGCCUGUGCUCGGCCUCCGUUAUCUUCCACUACCCCGGAGGGACGGCGGGGAGGACGGUGGGACGGAAGCCCAGCGUCUCCCAGCCGGCGGACGCAGGGAAGCGCCACAGACCAGGAGCUCAGGAGGUUCUCAUUGACCCAGGGGCCCUCACGGCCAACGGCAUCAGUGCCGACACCAGCACGGAGAUCGGGAGAGCGAAGAACUGCCUGAGCCCCGAGGACAUCAUCGAGAAAUACAAAGAGGCCAUCUCCUACUACGGGAAGUACAAGAACGCGGGCGUGAUCGAGCUGGAGGCCUGUGUGAAGGCGGUCCGGGUGCUCGCCAUUCAGAAGAGGGCGAGGGAGGCCUCCGAGUUCCUGCAAAACGCCGUCUACAUCAACCUGGGACAGCUCUCAGAAGAGGAGAAGAUCCAACGCUACAGCAUCCUGUCCGAGCUCUACCAGCUCAUCGGCUUUCAUCGCAAGUCGGCCUUUUUCAAGCGCGUGGCGGCCAUGCAGUGCGUGGCUCCCACCAUCCCGGAGCCCGGCUGGAGGGCCUGCUACAAGCUGCUGCUGGAGACGUUGCCUGGAUACAGCCUGUCACUCGAUCCCAAGGACUUCAGCAAAGGUACCCACCGAGGCUGGGCCGCCGUUCAGAUGCGCCUCCUGCAUGAGCUGGUGUACGCGUCCCGUCGCAUGGGCAACCCCGCCCUGUCCGUGCGCCACCUGUCCUUCCUGCUGCAGACCAUGCUGGACUUCCUGUCUGAUCAAGAGAAGAAAGAGGUGACCCAGAGUCUGGAGAACUACACGUCCAAGUGUCCGGGUGGGAUGGAGGUCAUCACGCUCCCUGACGGCCUGAAGCUCCCCCCGGUGCCCUUCACCAAGCUGCCCAUCGUUCGAUCGGUGAAGCUCCUGAAUCUGCCCGUCAGUCUGCGUCCUCACAAAGUGAAAGGUCUGCCGGGACAGAACAUGUCCACCGCCAGCCCUUUCAUCUACUCGCCCAUCAUCAUGCACAACAGAGGAGAGGAGCGCUGUAAGAAGAUUGAGUUCCAGUGGGUUCAGGGAGAUGUCUGUGAGGUACAGCUCAUGGUCUACAACCCCAUGCCUUACGAACUCCGCGUGGAGAACAUGGGCCUGCUGACAUCCGGCGUGGAGUUCGAGUCCCUACCCGCCGCGCUGUCCCUGCCCGCCGAGUCGGGCCUGUACCCCGUCACGCUGGUCGGCGUCCCGCGCACAGCCGGCAACAUCACGGUCAACGGGUACCACACGUCGGUGUUCGGGGUGACCAGCGACUGCCUGCUGGAGGGCCUGCCUAGCGUGAAGACCAGCGGCUCUUUGGUGGAGGUCAUUCCCUCCCUGCCUCGUCUGCAGCUCAGCACGUCACUGCCCCGGUCGGCACACGCGUCUCAGCCCACGUCCAAAGAGGAACUGUCCAGCACGGUGUCAGUGCAGCUUUUUAACGGAGAGACCCAGCAGCUGACCAUUACCCUGGAGAACAUCGGAUCUGAGGACAUCGAGACUCUGGAGCUCACGUCCAAGAUUCUCAGCACCAAAGAGAAAGUGUUUGGGGAGUUUCUGAGCUGGGAUCUGGAGGAGGCUUCGUCCCGCCUGCCUCUGAAGUCGGGCCAGGCCGUGACGCUGACCGUGCACAUCAAAGUGGAGCUGGACUUCUCCGGUCAGGAGAGCCUGCUGCAGGACCUCAAUGACGAUGGGAUCAGCGUGACGGGCCUGCCCAUCUCCAGCCCGCUGCGUCAGCUCCUCAAACCCAGGUCGGAGACCCGGGCCUUCGGCAGCGAGUCCGGCAGGGCCGAGUACAGCCACGUCAAGACUUUGGAAGCGGUUCUGAACUUCAAGUACUCGGGGGGAGCAGGCAGAGUGGAGGGCUACCACAGGGAGCUGUCCCUGGGGGUCCACGUGGACGUGGAGCCGUCUGUUUUCUUCACCAGAGUCAACACCCUCCCUGCAACGAGCACCCGCCAGUGUCAUCUGCUGCUCGACAUCUUCAACCCAACCGAGCACGAGCUCACCGUCAGCGCCGAGAACAACCAGGACCUGGUUCUCCAUGCCAGCGAGUGCCAGAGGAUGGCCAUCCAGGUGGACAAGUUUGACUUUGAGACUCUGCCACAGCCGGACCAGCAGACUGCUUGCUUCACUAGCCCCAAACAGCUGGAGGAGGAGCGACAGCACGCCCAGGGCUCCCAGAUCAACAGCAAGCUGGGCAUCUGCUGGAGCAUCCCUUCCCUGCGGCGCCGCGGAGAGGCCAGCGUGGAGGGAGUCCUCAACCAGCUGGUCCUGGAGCACCUACAGCUCGCUCCUUUGCAGUGGGAUGUGUUGGUGAACGGCAAGCCGUGCGACUGCGACGUCAUCGCCGACUGCAGGGCGGGCGACCCCGUGACCCUGGAGGUGCGCCUGACCAAUCGGAGCAAGAACUCCGUGGGACCCCUGGCGCUGACCGUGGUGCCGUUCCAGGACUUCCAGAACGGAGUCCAGAACUACGAUUUGGGGGAGGCGGUCACCUUCAUCGGCUCAAACACCUUCUACAUCGACACGGUGAAACCCAAAGAGGACUCCGUCUGCGUCGGUGCGCUGCUCUUCCUCUACGCCGGAGACUUCUACCUUAACAUCAAGUUCCAGGACGACAGCGCCGGGCGAGAGCUUCCCCUCGCCUGGUUCACUCUGCCCAGCGUCCACAUCCGGGCCCUGGACGCUCAGCUGCAGGCCGGCGCCUAAAGGUCAAGGACCUCGGGGCUUAAGGGCAAGGUGGCCUCGUCUUUUUUAGCCUCUGGGAAUGAAAGGAUGUUGACGUGUUGCCUCUGUAAAUACCGUUCUUUGUGAAUUGAAUGCCGUGUAAAUACGUGUACAGCUGAGGGAAAGUGCACAAACCCACACAGACACUCAGCGAGGGGCUUCUAGCCAAUGACCCGUAUAGUCGGCUGUGAUUUCUGUGAUUAGAAACGAGCCGCUUCUCUUUCUUUAUGUGCACGUAAAUGGUUUAACUUCAGUGGGAACGAUGCAACCAGUUGAGUCCAAAAUGGAAUACGCUGUGUUGGUAGUUGUGCCGCAGCAUGAACCGGUCCCCGGCGUCCCAACCAGAGCAGCGGUCCGGUUUACGCGCCAAUCUAAGGCGGGAAAAGACGCUACAGUAGCAGUGGCCCUUCGCGGUGCUUUCAUGGUCUGCACCGUUUCAGCUCGCCAGCGAGCUUCUCAACUGCUAGUCAUCUACGUGCUAGCUAGCCAGCCCUUUGUUCCCGACCCUUUUCAAGCUUUUACGACAGUUUGCUUUCUUUUGCAGCCGAGCGUUGACGGAAUCGUCCUUCUCACCCGUCGCGGUUUGCAGUUUAUUCUGUUGAUUAUUUUGUCUCACGUGAAAUUCGAAUUAUAAAAUAUCUACUGAAAGAAAAUCAGACGGUGAUGUUCUAUGGUAGAAAUAGUGAGAGCGCAGAUUGAGGAGGAGGAGCUACAAACCAACACUGCACACGACCCCAUUGACGUGCACAUGAGAUGUAUGUAUUUCUACUGCUGAUGAACCAUGUUAUAUGUCACAUAUAAUUAUUGUAAAUAUAAGUUUAAAGAAGCAACAUGUUUAUUGUGACCUUA
Gasterosteus aculeatus aculeatus (three-spined stickleback) is the source of this 4456-nucleotide messenger RNA. RefSeq names its product trafficking protein particle complex subunit 9 (gene trappc9). Gene Ontology annotation, cellular component: trans-Golgi network. NCBI's taxonomy places the organism in Eukaryota, Metazoa, Chordata, Actinopteri, Perciformes, Gasterosteidae. The record is from RefSeq and is a predicted model, not a curated record.